AUGAAUUCUAUGGAUCCGCUACUCGCAACCGCAAACCCCAACGCCCAGCUGGCACGUGUUGCAAACACUCGCGCGGCGACAAGAUCGACGGUGGCUCACUUUACGCCGCCGCCGUCGUUCGGUCGUCGUGCGCUGGCCCUCAUAGGCAGAAGCGAGGCCGUGGCAACAGCCCUGGAUGGCUUGUCGCAGGGUUGUAAGACAGAAGAUCGCGAGCAGGAGAACAGCUGCAGCUCUGUUGACCAAAGGUACCGCGAGAUCAGCUCGACUUGCGUCCGUAUGAAGAAGAAGAAGGAGAGGUGCAGAGUUGAAGCGACCAGUGGCGUGCACCCCGCGUUCCUUUCUAUGGUUCAUCCGCAAUUCAAGAGUAGCAGUACCACGCAGUGA
Peronospora matthiolae is the source of this 384-nucleotide messenger RNA. Lineage: Eukaryota; Oomycota; Peronosporomycetes; Peronosporales; Peronosporaceae. The record is from the annotation of a GenBank genome assembly.